AUGACUCCAUACGACCUAUCCUCUUCUCAGCUGUACUGUCUAGCGGCUGGCGCUUUCUUCGUGGCGGUAGCCGUGCGCUACUUCCGCGGGCCCUCGCUUAAAGACAUCCGAGGCCCGCCGCGUUCUUCCUUCUGGCUCGGCAACAUGGGCGAUUACUUCUACCAGGCCGAGGUUGGUGAGAUCGAAUUCCAAUGGCUCAAAGAGUACGGUGGCGCUUGGAAGAUACACGAUCCGCUCGGGGGAGAUCGUCUCAUGUUGGCUGAUCCCAAAGGUUUACAAUACGUUCUCCAGACGUCGGGUUACCGCUUCCCAAAGAACUCUGAAAGUCGCGGCGAGAGCCACAUGGUCUUCGGUGACGGUAUUGUCUGGGCUGACGGUAGUCAACACCAGAAGCAGAGGAAGAUUAUGAACCCCGCCUUCUCCGUCCCUCAACUCAAGUCUUUCCUACCGACGUUCCUGCAAUAUGCGGAGAAGCUCGUGCAAAAAUGGAAGGAGGAAGAAAUCACGCCGGGUAGCGGCGCUAUCGACCCAGUUAUCAAUGUAUACUCUUGGCUCUCUCGCACUACGCUUGAUGUUAUUGGCGAAACGGGAUUCGGGUUCUCCUUCGGAAGCCUGGACCGUAAGCAGAGCGAUCUUGCGGAUGCGUAUGAGGGACUUUUCCUCGACGGGACGCUUUACCCACCUGCCUUAUGGCUUGUGUUCCGUAAAUGCUGGGACUAUAUUCCCAGUGGCGUUUUAUGGUAUCUCCGCUACGCGCCCGCGCGAGGGGCCCGCCGCUUCCGGACAUACUUGGAUUACAUUCGCAAAUUCGGUCGCGAACUUGUCUCUCAGGCCCAGGUUGACAACGAGGCCGCCUCAAAGGACGUCAUGAGUGUCCUCUUACGCGCCAAUGGAGCGGAAAAUGGUGCUCUCAAGCUCAGUGACGGCGAGCUCAUCGACCAAAUCUCCAACAUCAUCCUUGCCGGGCAUGAUACCACUUCUUCUUCCCUGACGUUCUGGUUAUGGGAGCUUGCACGCAACCCUGACUGGCAAACGCGCGUGCGGGAUGAAGUCCGCGAAGUCCGUCGCAAACUGGCUGAUCGCGGCGAUGUCGGGUUUAAUCUUGCCGACCUCGAGGGCAUGUCGGUCAUGCACGCGACGCUUAAGGAAGCGAUGCGCUUACAUCCUAUCGUCCCGUCGCUAGCCCGCAGAGCAGGCCAAGAUGAUGUGAUUCCGCUCGCUCACCCAAUAGUCACGGAAUCUGGACAGUCAAUCUCUUCCAUCCCUGUUCAGAAGGGCCAAGAAGUCCAUAUCAACAUAGCCUCUUAUAACCGCAAUCCUGAGGUCUGGGGUGCAGAUGCUCACCAAUGGAACCCGGAACGAUUCAUGAACCUCGACAAGUCCGCGCUGACCCCGGUCGGGCUCUACGCCAACCUACUGAACUUCUCGGCCGGCGUCCGUGGCUGUAUCGGUUGGCGUUUUGCCGUCAUCGAGAUGCAGGCCAUUGCCGCGACGCUGAUUGAGAGCUUCGAGUUCGCGCCGCCCCCGCACACCACGAUCAAGCGUCUGCCGACCAUCAUUAUGGCCCCCGCGGCUGAAGGUCAUGAUGGCGGCUGGUUGGGUCUCAAAGUCAAGUAUUGUGGGGCGACGUAG
Molecule: messenger RNA, 1632 nt
Organism: Peniophora sp. CBMAI 1063
Lineage: Eukaryota; Fungi; Basidiomycota; Agaricomycetes; Russulales; Peniophoraceae
Source: the annotation of a GenBank genome assembly